UUCAUUAAUAUUUUAUCCAGGCAUCUAGCAGUCUGAUAUAAUUUCACAAUCGUUAAUGACUUUCCAAUAAAUCCAGUAUGGAUUAGUAUUCAUAAAAGUGUUUUGUUGUCUACUGUUAAUUUUCCUUCAUUGUAGAAAAAACUUUGGACAAGUGAAUCGCGAAAUAUAAUUCGCACAAUAUAUUGUUGAAUACCUCGCUCGUAAUAGUCCAGUAAUUUCCACUUGAAUAAUAUGAUUUUGUGCAGUCAAGUUUUCAUAAGAUUCUAACAAUCGAUUUUAUGAACCAUAAGAAAACUACUUCUAACCAAAUUGCUGUCCAUCAAUCAUAAUGAUUUCUGAAGGGACUCAUUAUAUUAAACGGUAAAGUUUCGUGUUGUGUUUUCUACUAUGGAGUAUCAACCUAUUUUACUGAUUUUUAACGUAACAUUUUACCAUGAAAUAGCUAUAUUUCUAGAGCUUUGUAAUAACUCCCAAUUUUUUUCAGACUUGUUAAGAUCGCGAGCAUCGUUUUUAGGGAAAAAGUUCAGUAUUUUUUUUUUUGUUUUUUAUGCGCGUAAAUAAUAAUUUUUAAGAGGAAAUCAUAAUAUCAAAAAUUAUCAAAAUAAAAAAAUAAAUAUAUUUACUAAUAUUUUUUUCAAAUUAAAUAAUCUAAAUUUUACCUUUCAUUUAGACCUUUAAAAGUAAAUUUUUAGAUAAUUUGAUUAAUUAACCCUUUUAAACACCCUUAAAUAUAUUUUUUAGAGGUUGAAACUAUUUGGAACUUAUUCUUCAUUUAGUUACCAAGAGAAUGGUUAUACUUGUACAUUGAGUUACACUUAAUAUGACUAAAUAAAAUUAUUUUUACAAUUAUUAUAGAAAAGUAUUAGAAAAAUAUGAAAAAAAGAAAUUUUACAUCAAUUUGAUAUCAUAAAUUGCUUUACAAUAUUUAUAUAAUUCUAAAAUAAUAUUGGGGAAUUGUUUUAAAACUACUUUGUUAGUGUUCAGUAUAAAUUCAUAAAUUCGCCGACAUUGAUUAUAUCUCGUGUUAGAGUAACAGUUUUUUGUUUUUCCAUAAAUUCAGUAAUCAAUAUUAAUAAUAAGUAUAACAGUUGUAAAAAAAAAUUAACUUUUGGCUAAUAGGAAAUUAUUAUGAAAAGGUGUGGAUAAAAAUGCUGUCAGUUUACCAUUAAGAUUGAUCAUUUUAUAUAAUUUGCUUUGCUUACAUAUGAUACAAAAAAUAUUUUUUAUACGCAACAUAAUUUUUCUGGUCUGCAUAAAAAAGAAAAAAUUCUGAAUUUUUCAAUAUUGCAUCUUUAUUUUUUCUUCAUACAAGUAUUUAUUUCAUAAUAAGUGUUAGUUAUUAUAGUUAUUAUUUUUUUUGUUAUUUAAUUAUUUAUUUUCAUUUUGUGUUAACUGUACUAUGUAUAUUUACUAUGUAUACUUAGCUAUGUACCUACAAUGUACAUAUUUUAUAGUUUACUGUAAAAGAACAAGUUUUGUUAAACUAUAAAAUUGUAGAAAUAAUUUUAUUUGAAGUGAGAUCAAGUGUAACUUAUUAUACAAGUAUAACCAUUCCCUAGGUAACUAAGUGAAGAAUAAAUUUAAAAUAUUUUCAACCCCUAAAAAAUAUAUUUAUGGCAAAAUUAUCCAAAAAUUGACUUUUAAUGGGCUAAAUAAGAGGUAAAAUUUAGAUUAUUUAAUUUAAAAAAAAAUAUUAAUAAAUUUGCUUUUUUCUUCUAAUAAUUUUUGAUCUUAUGAUAUCCUUAAAAAUUAUUAUUUACACCCAUAAAAAAUAAUAUUAAAAACUUAACUUUUUUUCUUAAAAUGAUGCUGGUGACUUUUACGAAUCUGAAAAAAUUGGAGAACAUCGUUAAGCUCUAAGGAACACAACAUCACAAGAAGAAGAAAAUUUGAUAAAAAAAAAAUCUGAAACACCCUAACCUAUGUAAUCAUUUACAUUUGGCUUAAUUUUUUCAGCAAAUUAUUAAUUAUUACUAGUUUAUUGAAAAAUUUUACUUUUAAUAUGUAUUCCUUUUACUAAGGGAUUUUAUUUUGUCAUUAAAUACAUUUCUAAAUUCAAUAAUUACUCAAGUCUGUUCUCUAGUGAUAGUAAAUAAUACCAGUGGACUAUGUUGUUAGUUUUUGAUGUAAUAAUUUUACUACCACAGAAUUUGAUAUAGAUACUGGUCUGAUAGUAUCAAAUUAUAUGAUUAUUUUAUAUAAAUAACUAUAGGUAGGUAUGCUAUUUAGAACAAAUGAUUUUAUAUGGUGAUGUUUUUUUGAUGAGUUUUAAUGAUCUGUUUAGGUUUCUUUUUAACUUGAAUAUCCUAUUAAAAUGUUCACAGUUUAAUUGUAUAUUCAUUUUUAAAUACAUGGAAAAAAAGAGGGACAUACUUUGCAUGUAAGUGUAACCACUGUUGUAGGUGGUAGUUGGGAAGGUAGAAUACAGACGGGAAUUUAAUGUUUAUCUGUAAACAACAAUACAACAUUGCUAACAAAAAAAAAAGAUUCUGAGUUCAGUUGAUAGUGUCUUAUUAUGGUAAAAUGAUUACAACAAUGUGCAUUUCCAGGACAAAAAUGAUUGUUUAAAAGACAUUAAAAUAAUAAAAACUAUUGUCAAUGAUAACCAUUCUAAUCUUUCAAUCUUUUUUAAUCUAAAGAUCCAGAUUGUCUUCAUUAUCUCAAAUUUUAAUGAGAAUUUCAAAAAAUAACUUCUUCAAAGUACCACUCAGAGAACAUUUCCUUUCAGAAAAGGUACUAAACUUGAUAAUCGGAGUAAGUUUUCUGGUAAAAAAAUUUUCACAUAAAAAAAUAAAUAAACAACAUUGUAAAACCAAUACAUUCCUAGCUCUGUUUAGAACCUAAAAGUAAUUUAAAUAUUAUACAUAAAUGACUGUAGAUAUCUAAAGUUGGUACAAUAAUGUAAAAUAUUCUAAAAUACCAAUCUUAUCUUAUUUUUAAUUUCAAAGUACCUAUCUUUAGGAGUUAUGUUCUACUAGGAAGUAGGAGAUUAGGACCUCUAGGUUUUCAAAAAUAUAUAAAUUAAUACAUACCUAACAAAUUAUCUAAAUUAAAUGAAUAAACUAUUAAUUAAAAAAAAUCAGAUAGACCUAAUAUCUCAUUAAUAUCAAUGCCUUUUUUUUCAACACAGGUAUAAGCAAUACCUACCUACCUAAUAAUAUUUUAAAAUUGAAUACAACAAAAAUGUUUUAUUAAAAUAAAUUCAACCAAUUUUGUAAUAGGAAAAAAACCAUCAGUUUAAUUCAUUAAUUUUUACAGUGCUAUGUUUAAUUUACAGAAGAGUUAGAUCUGGAGCUGUAGACGCGCAUCCAACUGAAACAGCUAUUGUCGUUAAUUACGAAUUGGAUGCAUUUGUACUAGGUGAAAAUGGCGAACCUGUAAUAGGCGAUCAUAAGGUAAUGUAACUCCAUAUUAUUAAAAUUAAAAUUAAUAUCCCAUAGAUAUUGUAGGUAAUCCAGUAAUAUAUAUAUAUAUAUAUAUAUAUAUAUUACAUACUAGCAGGUGUCACCUGGCUUUCUCUGAAUGGUCUUUUUAUUUAAUAUCAUUGUUUUUUUUUUUUAUUUUUAUGUAUAGGGGGAUAUUAUAAUAAAUUUUUUGUUUGCAAUUGCUUGCUUGUGUAUGAUCUUUAUUUUUUUUUUCUUCAGCUACUCAUAAAAAAAUAAAUCAUCUGGUCUUUUUGUUGUUAUGAUAUUUAUUAAAAUUAUUUCCACUUAAUAUGCUAUUUAUUAAAUUAUGAUUUUAAAGAACCUUGAAAAGUCAUUUUGAUCAUUUGAAUCUGAUCCAGCUAUUAUGAAAGAUUUUAACUAAUAUUGUAAAAAUAAAUAAUUAUCAAUAUGAUGAAUUUUAAAAAUAUAACAUUUGAUACUUUCCAAGGAUGUAUUAAAAAACAAAUUUAAUAUAAAAUAAAAAUAUUUUUAAUGUUCCGAAAAAGAAUUUAAAAAAAAUUAUUUUGCUAUGAAAUAAUUUCAAUAUUUUUGAUUUAUUUAAUUCAUCCCGUAAUUUAUAUUUUAAUAAUUUUAAAUUUUUUUGAUAAUAAUUAUAAUCCAUAAUCAACAAGAGUAUACUCAAAAAUUAAAUUUUAAAACAAAUUUUAAUUGUUUGGUUUAUUUUAAUGCUUGUUGAUAUGCAAUGUUUUUAGUUUUUUUAUUUGGUGCACAUAUAAAGAUUUCCUGGAUCACCAAGUCUUGGACAUAAUACAUACAACUGACCAUGAGAAAAGCCUAUGUAUCAAGAAAAACUCCUUUACUGUUUAACAAUGAAUGGUCCUUGAGAUUUAUUAAUAGUAAAUGUAAAGGCAAGUUUUACUGUAAAUUGCAGUCUUUCAAAUUCAAAUGGAAUAUCACUAGGUCUGACAGGUAUUCUUGGAAUGCAUACAUUUUCACAUUUGCAACAUCCAGUUAAUAUUGUGGCUUCAACUAUAUUAUUAUUCAAAGAUUUUAUACACAAUCUAGUUCCACUGCUUAAUUUAGGUGGGUUAAGAUUUCCCAAAUCAUUAUAGUUGCACCAAUUUUUAAAGUUUAUGUAUGGGCUAGUGAACCUGGUAAUUCUAAAGAAUUUAAAAAUUCUAUUGGGAGUGUUUUAGAAGAUUUAUGAAUGCUUUCUAUACUCAAGAUUGCAUACAAUUUUAAAAGAUUGAUAUGUUUUAGAUUUUUCUGGAAGUAAUCUUAAUAUUCAUUGAUAUUAUGAACUCUGUUAUUUUUUGGUGCAAGUAUAGCCCUCUCGCAUAACCAUUCAUGAUUAAUAUAAUUUUUAUAUGUACCAGGAAAUACUUGAGUUUUAAUAAAUCAGUCGAGUUCACAAUAUUACAGAUAUUUUCUGGAAAUGUUAAAGUGUCAUCUAAAUUGUUUUGUUAUCCUCUAUCCCUGAAAAGUACUAAUUGUUUUAAAAAAUUCUCUAAAGGAAAAUCACCUGUUAGAAUUACUCUCAUAUUUAUGUUUUUUUUUUAUUUAUCUGUAAACAACUUUUCUACCAGCAAUUUGCCUCAACUUUUAAUGAUAGCAAUGUUUCUAAAAGGAAAUUUCACGGAGGUACUCUAAAGAAGUAAUUUUUUGAUUUUCUCAAAAGUUUUCCCAGAAAAUGUGAAAAACCAGGUUAAAACACAGCAUUAAACAAAUAUUAUUAAAAAAUAUAUAGAGCUUAUUUAAUAAUUUUACUAAAUACAUUAUUAUUAUUGUUACUAUUGUUUAUUUCUUCGAAAAGAUAAUAGACCCCACUAAACAGGUUCGUAUGGGGGCCCACGAGUUCACAAUUCAUUUUAAGGAAAAUAUUACAUUUAAAUAAUAAUUUUAAUUUAACUUUAUUUAUAUUAUUGGGUUAAAUAUGUUAUUUUUAAUAUUGCAUCUAUUCCCCAAAAGUGGGGAAAAUAAUUAUAAUAUGUAUCAUUUCAACAAGUGGACCAGAUGAUUUUUUUUUUUUUGGAUUUUAUAUUUUUAUUUUUAUUUAAUUUCAUUGUUUUUUCAAAAAUUAUAUUAUAAUUCACUAUAUUUUGUAAGUUAUUAUUUUUAAUUAAAAUAUAUUAUGUUUACAAAUUAAUUCUAAAGUUAUUUACAUUUUUUUAGGAAUGUCAGAAAGUAAUACACUUGAAAAGUUUAAAUAGUAAUACUGAUUGUAGAGCAUUGGCAAAAGAAGUAAUACACAAAUGUAAUCUUAUACACGAAACCAAAUUAUAUGACGUAGAGCAUUUAAUCUACUAUUUGCAAACUCGGUCCACUGCAAGUAAUGAAUAUAAAUUUAAAAAUAAUAUAUUUAUUUAUUUUUGUAUAAUUCAUGGUUUUAUUAUAGAUAAUAAAACUAAAGAAGAUAAAAAUCAAUUGGGACUAGAAAACAGCCCAUCUAAUAUAUAUCAUAUAUGUGGUUUAAUGCCUGAUGAUAAAGCUAGUUUGGCUAAAAUUGAUGAAUAUAUUGAAAUGUUGUAUGAUGAUAUGCCCAAAAAAGUACGUGGUUCUGGAUUCAUAUUAAAAGUAACCAGCGAUAAAGAUAAUCUUGAAGAACUUUCAUCAUCAGGUAUCAUAAUACUAAAUUAUUUAUUUAAAAUAAACAAACUAAUGUUAAAUUAUAUAAUACUUUUAUAUUAAAUUUAACAUUUACUAAUUAAUAUUUAUUAACAUGUACAUAAUACUUAUUUAAUAUUUUAGAUUCUGAGUGGAGCGAAGAAGUUUAUGGUUUUACAAAGAUGUUUAUUUUAUUUUUUUUUCUGUGGACAACUUUUCUACUAGAGAUCUUGCUUCGAUUUUUAAGUGUAGCACCUUUUCUGUAAGGAAAUAAGUGUAGGGAGGUAUUUGAACAAAAUGAUUUUUCGAUUUUCUCAAGAGUAUAGUUUUCUUAUUAAAUGUGAAAAACCGAGAAAAAAAACUGGAAUUAUAUCAAAUAUAUUAGUUUUUACUAAUAUAUUUGAUAUAAUUUAUUACAAUUUGUUUUUCCUGUCAACAACUUUUCUACCAGAAAUUUUUCUUUGAUUUUUAAGUGUAGCACUUUCUGAAAGGAAAUUUGACUGGGAAGGUACUUUAGGGAGGUCAAUUUUUGAUUUUCCCUAGAUUUUUCUCAGCAAAUGUGAAAAACUAAGAAAAAACAUGGGAAAAUAGGUACAACAUUAAAUAAAUAUUAUUAAAGAAAAUGUUCAAUGUACGUAUAAUUAUUUUACCUAAGUAUGACAUAUAUAUUGUUGACAAAGCAUCACUAUCAACUGAACUCCACUUGGAAUCUUUUUUUGUAAGCAAUGGUUUAUUGUUGAUUACAGGUAUACAUUAAAAUACCUAUAACAGUGGCUGCACUGUCUCCAUUAUCUUAAGACAUCUUUUUAAGUUUUAAAUUGUAGGUUUGACAAUUUUAUAGUUUAUGGAUUUAAUUGUUUAAAAAACGGAAUCUUAAUUGACACUAUAAAAGUGUGAAUUAUAAAAUUUUAUAAACUUUUAAAUUGUAUUCUUAUUGUGUAUACCCAAAUUAUGAGUGUUAAAAAAUGUACAAUCGGAAAUAAAAUUGGGUAUUUAUUUUUUUUAAAUUUUAAAAUGAAUAUAAUAAUAUUCUAUCAUUUUGUUUUAAAAUUUAAAUGGUUACUUAAUUUAGUUUGACCUAUGGUAGUAUGUUUUAUAACUAUUAACUAUUAAUAGUUAUUUUUUAUUAAUUGAAAAUAUCUGUUUAUUUGUAUAGAACCUACCAUGAGUGCUUUAGCAAGAGUUCUCCGAGAAGAAUAUCGUAAAAGUUUUGAGCUGAGUUCAAAUAUAAUAAAUAUAUUUCUAUGUUUUUCUGCGUAUAAAAUAUUCCAUAAGAUGCUUAUUGAUCACAAAGUUAGUUUUUUUCGUUAUUAUUUUUUUAUUUUAUUAAUAUAUCAAUAACUUAAAAAAAUAGACAAUAAUAUUAAUCAUUUUUCUUCCUCUUAGAUUUAUUUGCUUUGUGUAGAAGUACUGGAAUAUGAAUUGAAUCGGUAUGAUAAGCUCAAAAGUCAGAUAGUAAGUUCUCCUCGUGAACCUAAACAGUCAAAAGUACCAACACUUUCAAAGUUACCUGUUCCUAAAAGUGCCCCUAUACCAUCAAAAAUAGUUCGUAGUCAAAUACCUAUUAGUGCUACUACUAAUAGCGAUAAUAGGAGACAUUCUGCUUCUCUUGAAAAUGUAAAACAAAAUUUCAAAGGUAUUUAAGUGUAUUUAUAUUUACUUUAAAAUAUUAAAAGCUAUUACAUGUGUACAAUUUUUUUUAUACUAAAUAAUAUUUUUAUAUAAAUAACCUAAUGAAAAUAUGAGUGACAUUAUGUAUAUAGAUAAAAUUCCAAGAAGCUUGGAUACAAAUAACAUAAAAUCUGGAUCAGCAACAAGAAAUCCUGAUGAAUUAGGAGUACAUCAGUUGAGAAGAAAUUUAUUUAAGUUAGGAAAAAAUCAAGAUCAAGCUUUAAAGGGUAUGCCUAUUAAUCAAUCAAUUUAUAUUUAUUUAUUAAUUAGUUAAUUAAUUCUAUUAGGUGCUGUUGAACUGAUAUAUAACUUAACAAUUGAUAAAAUAAUGGAAGAAAAAGUAGUUCGUAAAGGCAUUAUAAAGUUGUUAUGUCUUUUAUUAGAUAGAACUAGUAUUGAUUUACUGUUAAUAAGUCUCAAGUUAUUAAUUCAGAUGUCCGUCUAUAAAGAGCAUGUAGAUAAAAUGGUGAGCAUUUUUCAAAAAAAAGUACUAUUUUGAUCUCUAAUGACAAAUUGUUGUUUUUUUUUUUAAUCAAUAAAAAAAAACAUUUACAAUUCAAAAUUUGAUAAUUACUAUACUAUGGUUAUCUAUUUCUUAAGCAGAGCUUAAAUAGAGAUAGAGAGUGUAAAAAUAUUAUACUAAAAAUUCUAAAAAAAAAAAAAAAUAAUGUACAGAAUUAUUAUUUAUUUAAAUAAAAUAAUUAUAAUAUAGAGAAAUCAAAAUUACAAGAGAAAUAAUAGAUUUAAUUUUUAAACAUAUUUGUUUGUUAUUGUACCUAACUUUCCUAAUAAAUUAUGCGUAUGUAAAUUCCAUUUUAAAUGUUUAUUAAAAAUAAUAACUAGAUAUUUAAUUCUAGAAACUUAAUUUAUUAUUUUACAUGUAUGUAUGUUGCAAGUUUCUUUAUCAAAGCAUCUAUGUAUUGUUAUUGGAUUACAAUUAGUUGAAGUCUUAUUAAUAGAAAAAAGUAUUACUAUAAAAAGCCUUCUCUGUGCCAAUACUAGGUCUAAAUCCAUACUGGUUUUUAGAUAAAAGUUUAUUAUUUUCCAGGAAAGUAAUUAUCCUUACUUUAAUUAUUUUUUUUAAGAUUUUGGAAAAAUUUAUUAGCAGGGAUAUUAGCUUAUAGUUAUUAAUAUUCUUACUAUCUUCACUCUUCAGAAGAGGUUUAAUAACUGCUACCUUUAGAUUAUCUAGAAAAACACUGCUUUAUACUGAGGUUAUAAAUGUAAACUAGCUGAUCAAUUAUUAAUUCAAUAUGUUUUAAUAAUUUAGUCAUUUAGUCUAUCAUAGUCAGCUGCAGUGUUAUCUUUAAAACUAUUCACAAUUUUUAGAAUUUCGACACUCAAUGUUUCCUAAAAAUAAAUUAUCAAAAGAAAAUUUAUUAUUAACAUUUAGAUGUUCAUUAUUCAACACAUUACUAAAAUUCUUAGAUAAUUUUUUUCCUACAGUUUAUGAAAAAUCGUUGAAAAUAUUAGAUACUGUUUUAGGAUCCAUUACUGUAUUGAACACUUUAUUAUUAUUUACUACUGGUUCAAUCUUAUCCUUGUUAUUUGGUUUAGAGUAUGUUAUUUCAUUUAUUAGUUGCCUUGUUAAUUUUGGAUUAUGAAAGACACUCUUAAACUUUAUUUCAUAAAAACUUUUUUUUACAAGUCUUAAAACACUUGUAUAUUUAUUUUUAUAUUUUUUAUAAUAGUUGGCCACUUUUAUACUAUUAGGAUUUUUCUUACAUUUUAAUUAGUGAGCUUGUUUAUAUCCUGAUAUCCACUCUUUAUUAUUACAACUUAUCUCUUUAUUUACAGUCAAUAUAUCAAUUGCUCUACUAAUUAUAUUUUGAAAUGCUUUAAAAUACUCAUUAAUAUUAGUUUUAUUAUAUAUUUCAGAUUAUUUUUCUGUUUGUAAUGAACAUUUAAUUUUAUUGUGAUCAAUCAUCUAUAAAAAACAGAUUUCUAUUAAACUGAGUUUGACUAUCAUUAAAAUAAAUCGUAUCAUCACUCCGAUUAACAUUAACAGUUAUACCUGUUAAUUUUGUUUUCCUUAUAUUUUCCAUCAUAGUUUGUUUAGUCUGGUUUGUUUGGAAUUCUGCAAUUAUUUUCUGGGUUUAUUUUGGAUUUUCCACUAAAUAGGAUAAGCUUUCAAAAUAGUUGUAUUCACUCCUACUGAUGCAAUUUUUAUUAUUUGUUUCUGGAACACCCAAAAUUUCUACAAAGUUUUCUGUUGAUUUUUGUUCUAAGACAUUUAUAUACUUCUGUAAAUAAGCAAUUUCAUUAUUCAGUUUAUUAUUUUGCUCUUUUAAAAUUUGAUUUUCCUCCUUAAUAUAUUUUAUUGACGCUAACAUUUCUUGUAGUUAACUAUUAAACUUAUUGCUCAUGAAGUUAACUGAAUCAAUUAAGCUGUUUAGUUUGUUAUUGUGAACAUAUUAUUAAAACAAGUAAAAAUGUUGAAAAUAAUUUAUUAACAAUAUUAUUCUAUUUUUUUUAUAGUGUUAUAGUAAUAUAUAUUUUUAAUAUUUAAUUCAAUUGUUUGUAUUUUAGAAAAAAUAUUCCAUAAUUGAAAAAUUACCAAAGAUGUUCAUGAUGAAAAAUUCUAAUUUAGAAUGUUAUACUAUCAAAUUUUUAUACAAUUUAUCAUUUGAUGUGACACUUUGUGAUGACAUUUUGAAAGUUGGAUUAUUACCAAAGAUAACUGAAUUAAUUGGUAUGGAUUUAUAAUUUUGUACAUUUUGAUAAUAUUUGUUAUUAAUAUGAGUAAAUAAAAAACUAUUGAUUUUUUUAUAUCAAGUUGCAUUCAAAAUAAAACAAAAUAUGUGUAAAUAUUAUGAAUAAUUUAGUUCAAUCAAUGGUUAUUUUAAAAUUGAAAUUUGUUUUUAUUACCUUUUCAAUUUAUUACAAUGAUAAAUAUGGUAAAAAAAAAAAUCAUUUCUAAUUAUGAUCAGUAUUUCAAAUAUUUAUCAAUGAAAAUAUGUGAUAUAUAUCAUUAAAUUUAAUAGUAUGUAAUUUUAGGUACAGAAGAAAACAGUGAAUUAGUAUGUAGACUAUGUUAUCAUUGUAGUAUGGAUGAUCGAUCCCGUGCCUUGUUCUCACAUACUGAUUGUUUAGCAAAGGUAUUUUCAAAUUGAUAAUAGUAUUUACAAAUUAAGUAUAAAUUUAUUUACUUUUAUUACAGAUUGCAGAUUUGUUAUUAACAUUUAAUCAGUAUAAUUUAGUAUUAGCUGCAUUAUGCACUAAUCUAACUUUGAAUGAACGAAAUUCACAACUAUUAAUUGCAAAUCAAGGUUUGAAACCUUUUGUACAGUCAGCUAUUGAUAAAGCAGAUCUGAUGUAUUUUAAAAUUCUCCAUAAUAUGUCAAGUCAUGAGUCUUUAAAACCCCAAUUUGUAGUACGUACUCAUUAAAAUGUAUUUAUUUGGUAUUUUAUUUCAUAAAAAAAAAUAUUAAUAACUAAUUGCCAUACUUAAAUAAAAAAUGUAAAAUUACACUCCAAUCUAAUCUUUAGAAUAAAAUUAUGAUUUAUUAUUAUUUUUUAAGAUUCUGAUCACGGAAUAUAAUUGUUUUGAGUGUGUGCCUGUUAAGUUUUGAGUGCAGUGAGGAAUGCAUUGAUUUAACCAUGAUUUUUAUCACCAAUUUUUAUUUUUAUGGUUUUCUUAUGUAUUUUUUAUUUGGACAACUUUUCUAUCUGAAAUAUGGUCCUUUAAAAAGGACUAGAGAUUUCAUAGCAUUUUAGAUCUAGUUGGUUUAUUGGGAAGAUAAUUUUUCAUUCUUCUUCUUUUUCAGUAUUUGGAAAACCAAGAAAAUUUUAUAAAAGAUUACAGAAAUAAGGUUUUUGGGUUUAAUUAUUUUCGAUUUUAGGUUUUUUUUUUUUGUAAUUCAGUUAAAAAUUAUUGUAGAGACCAGGAAUAUAUGAAUAUACUCUAUGAAAUAUAAAAAUAUUAUGUUGUAAGACAUAGAUAAGAUAUUGUAAACUUUUUGAGUGAUUAUUUCUUUAAAUUUUUUGAAUCUAAUGUUAUAAAAAUUCUUUUUUAGACAAUAUUACAAGGCUGUCUUCACCUAUAAAUAUAAUAGUUAUUGACCAAAUAAAAGUUUUUCAAGAAUUAUAUUUCAAAUGUUAUCCAAAUUUUCAAUAUUUUUGAAAGAAUGUGCCUUUAUUUUACUAAAGAUCAUCUCUUAUUUAAUAAUUUAAAAUAUUCAGUUGUUUUCCUGCACCUUGGAAACACUUGUAACACAUAUACUUAAAAAAGGCAAAAUAGAAUAUAUAAAAAAUUAAUGAUAAUAUUUUUUGAAAUUAUUGUUAAUACCAGAUUGUCCUCUUAUUUUUCUCCGAUAUCAGAGUUAAGUUGAAAUUUAGAAGGAGGAUAAAAUUUAAAAAUUAGGGAAGGAUAAGGAGAAGGAGCAGACAUCAGACUAAAACCAAUAUAUUCCUUGCCUACUCAGAAUACAAAUUUAAAUAGAUGGAUAUACUUAGCGUGUGGGUGGAUUAUUAUUGUAGGUGAAAAGUUGGGAAGGUAAAGGGGAAAUUUAAUGUAUAUUUGUAUACAACCAUUAAUCAUUGUUGAUGAAAAAUAAUUACAUACAUGUUAUAUAGUUUCAUUAAUAAUAUUUGUUUAAAAAUGUAUCUAUUUUCUCAUUUAUUAUGAUAAAAGCUGGAAAAAUCAAAAAAUAACCUCUCUAAAUACCACCCCAUUCAGGUUUCCUUUUAGAAAAUAUGCUAUCAUUGGAACAAAAUUGCUGGUAAAAGUUUGUCACAGAUAAAAAAAUAAAUAAAUAUUGUAAAACCAAUAUAUUUCUGACUGCUUGUAAUCUAAAAAAAAAUUUAGAAGUUAUUUUAAAAAGCUACUGUAGUUUUAAUUAAAUUUAUGUAUUGCUAAUUAUUUUGAUUUUAAAUUUUUAAUAGGAACUCAUUGGACAAUUUGCUUAUUUAGUUACUAUAAUAAAGGAUAUUGAAUGCAUAAUUGAAUGUAUUGGAAUUAUUGCAAAUGUAAAUGUACCAGAAGUCGAUUUUAAAGAAUUACUGGAAUCUCAUAAUUUAAUUUCUUGGAUGGUACAAUUUGUAAAUAAUGGUAUAGUAUUUUUUGUGUUAAUUAAAUACUUAUAUAUGGCUUAUUAAUACUUAGAAUUUUAACAUUAUUGUUAUCAGACAUUUUUUAACAUAUUUAUUUGCUUAUAAUUGAAAAUAAAAUUGUUGUAUAUUUGUAUAUUAUUAGAUUAUAAAAGACAAACAUACUUCUCAAAAUGGAUGAACCACUGGUGUAUGUGGGAAGUUGGGAAGGUAGGAUAUAAAGGGAAAUGUAAUGCAUAUUUUUACUUAACAAUUAAUCAUUGUUAAUGAAAAACAAUUCUGAAUAUUUUGAAUAGUUUGGUUAUUACAUGUUUUGAAAGGCCUUAUUAUUUAUGAUUUUUAUCAAAAUUUAUUUUAACUCAUCACUCCCAUCACCAAUUUUUAACUUCAUCUAUUUAAAAACAGAAGUAGGUAUUUGUUCACCUUUCACCCCUAAAAUAAGAGUGAUGAAAAAUAAUGUAAAUGUUAAAUUUUAGAACAGCUUGCUUCUUAAAUGUUCUUUAAAACAAAUUUUGAAAAAAGUUAACACUUUCUGAGAUAAGUUUCUUAAGUUUUCAAAACAAAAAAAUUCUUAAAAAGUUUAAUAUUUUCUGAGAUAAUGAGUGUUUACAAUUGAGUGAAUCAUCCUAUAUAGUCAACUUGAGGCUGGGAAUAAAGGGAUUUAUUAAGGUUACAUAGAAGCCUUAGAUUUUUAUUACUUGGUUCACAUGUUCUAGUGGGACUUGGUAAAUUGAGUCCCUUUUGAAAUAUUUAAUGUAGUAUAUUAAUAAUUAAUACAAAAUAUUAAUAAAUAGUAUAUAGUAGAAGGCAUAUGGAUAUUAAGUAUACAUAGAAUAUGGACAUUAGAUGAAUAUUAGGAAUAUGGAUAAUCAAUACAAUUGGGUUAUUGAAACAAAAUGUGUAGGGAUGUAUAUUAAAACAUUGAAAAUCAAUCGGUUUAUUGAAACAACUAGAGCCAAGAUUGAAGACAAAAUCCAGUUAUUUAGUGAUAAACAAUGUACUGAAUUCCACUUGUCCAAUUAUAAUUUAUUUUAUUUUCACUGUUCUUUAUCAUAAGUACAGUACCUACUAUGCUCUUUACUGUUUGGUAUUUCUAGAAAUCUAUUAUGUAUUAACAUCGAGAUUUAAGUUCAGAAUAGAAGUGCUAUUUAUUUUAAAGUUACGCAUAUUUUACAUAGGUAAUAUUUAAAAUAAUUUUUUUUUUCAUAGUAGAUAACUUUUUUUAAAUUAUAAACUUUUUUCAUAAUAAUGAAUAAAAACAAUCUGUUAAAUGACCCCGUUGGUCCAAAAGUGUUCUUAAUAAGUGGCUUCUACUGUAUAUGUUACUCAUGUUACUAAAAUAAUUAAUACUGUUAAAAUAUGAAAAAUAAUUUUGCAUUAAAUAUUAUAUUUAAAUGAUACAACCUUAAUAAAGUCAAUUCUACUUAUAUUAUUAUUCCUGUAUUUCGUCAUUUGUUUUCUUAAUAUAAUAUUUUUUGUUUUGACUUUUUAUUCAUUUCUUUGAUUCUAAUUUGAAUGUAUGUAUUAAAUUGGAUUUCCUUGAGUGCGUCAAUAUAAAUAUAAGUAUUCGGAUGUGUCAUAUAAAAUACACUAGUUAGCUUGGCAUGAAAAGAUUCACAACAAUUUGUUGUACUAUUUGAUGUUGUCGAAAAUGCAGCCCAAACAUUAGACUAAAUGGAGAAUCUGAUACAAUAUAUGUUUUUAAAAUAUAAUCGGUAAAUAACUUUAAAUUUUCAUUUGCAGGAAGUUUCAAUGUAAAUAAUUAUGAACAUCUUUAGGACUUAAAAAUGGUAAACCAAAAAAUAAUUUCAAAAAAUUACUUUCGAUAAAUCAAUACAUUGUAUUUUUCUCCAAACACUUUGUCCAAGGUGAAAAUGACAACAUUUAAAAUUAAUUGUUGGCCAAAUUUGUUGUAGAUGAUAUGUAUAGAUUUUUUAAAGUAAAUACAAAUAUAUGUAGAAGAAAAUUUUAAACCAAGAAUUGCACACUAAUCCAUGAUGUACUUAAAAUAAUAAUUAUAAGAUUUGGCAAUAAAAAAAAAAAUUUUCUGGUUCUAGUUUAUCAUGAUUGUGAUAUUCAGAACUUUCAAUAACUGUAUUGGAAUUAUUCAUAAAGAGCAAGGUUAGGAUUUAAUUUUUUAAUAAUUUUUGAAAUCAAAAUUUAUAACCAUUAGUAAUAAAAAUAAUUCAAUUUUUUUAAUUUUCAUGAUUUACAUUUUAAAGUUUGAUAUAUAUAUUUCUUAUAAUAACUGAUGAUGCAGGACUGCACAUCAGGUAAUCUUGGACUCUAGUUUACAGUAGGUAAUAAGUAUCAAUACAUGACAUCUAAGUAAAAAUCUACUAAAACGUGGUCCAUUUGAAAUUUUAUGUGAUUAACUAAUAAAUAUGUAUAAUGUGCGUAAAAAUGUAUUAAUAUUGUUAAAAAUAACAUGUUUUGAUCAUAAUUAAUCGUUUAAUACUUUAAAAAAAAAUAACUGACUUCAAAAUUAACCAAGUUUAAAACUUAAGAUAUUUUUUUUAAAGCAUUUGUAUUUAAUAAUCUGUAUUAUACAUUAAGUCAAUAUGUAUUAAUUAUUGUUACCUACAUUGUAUAUGUUUAAGUUAGUUUCAUCUAAUAAGUAUAAAAAUUGUAAAAAAAAGUUAAAUUUAAAUUAUUAUUUGAAUGUCACACGAACCUGUUCAGGUUCAUUGUUCAUUGUUUAUAUCUUUUCCAAGAAACAAACAAUAAUAAUAAUUCAAAUAGAAUUCAAUUUACAGAUUUUGAUUAACGAUAAAUUUGUUUGGGUCUCAAUUUACCUAGUGACUAGUGAUAGGGUCUAGUUGAGACUAUAGUUUUAGUAAUAGUUUUAUUUGUUCAAUUUAAUAGAGGUCAUUCAAGUCAUAAAGAUAUUAUUGACAUGAUUCAAGUGUAUGAUAUAUUAUUAUUAUUAAGAAUGUGACUGAGUUGUAUUAUUCAAGUGAAUAAAUUAGUCCCAAAGAAUCAUAAUCUAACCAACUUACACUAUACUUGUUAUUUCGAAAGUAUUACAUUUUUCUAAUUUUUAUUUUUUUAGUUAAUUUAAGAAACUAGCAACUUUUAAAUGUAACAUUAUCAAAAGAGGUUAAUACUUUCUGAGAUAAUAAGUGUCUUAAAUUUUGUUAAUCAUUCUGUAUAUUACUCCAUAUUUUAAAAUCAAAACUAAUUAACUCUUUUAUUUAAAGUUCAACAUUUAUAUUUUUAGCGUGUAAACCAAAUCAAACAGUUACUGAUGCCAGACUUUUGAUAGAAAUCAUCAAACUUCUAGGAACUGUAUCUAAAGAUGAAAACUGUGGUGAAUUACUUUAUGAACACGGUACAAUACAACAAGUCAUAAAUUUAUUAAAAAGUAAGAUUGAAUGGUUUAUUUGUUUAUUAUGUUUAUAGAAUAACUUUAUGUAUUACCAGGCUUCAUGCAUAGUUUUAUAAUGUAUAAUAUGUAUUUUAUGUACAUAUUAAUGUCAUGGUUUUGAAGAAGUAUACAAAUUUUGUUUAUGAACAAAAAUACACAAUUUUAGUGUUAUUUAAACAUUAUUAUUUAUAUUUUAGACCAAAGAGGUGAUGAUGAGUUAUCAAUACAAAUUAUGUACCUCCUGUAUCAACUUAUGUGCCAUCCUAUAACAGGAGAUUAUAUUAUACAAAAUACAGGUAAAUUAAAAUCAUGAAAAACAAUAAGUAAUCAUGUAUAAUUUUACACAUUUUAGUUUGUUAAAUUAUAUAUCUAACUAGUAAUUCUGCUCUUGGCCCAAAUACUAUUUUGGAUAUAAUAAUUUAAACUAAUUUUUAUUGAAAUUUUUAAAUUUUAAAAUAAUGGUUGAACAAAGUCAUAAAUGUAAAAUAAUGAAAUAUAGUUGGUUAAUGUAUGUAUUUUAAAUUGUACACAAUAAAAAAAAUUUUAACAGUUUAUUUUAAAUAUUAUCUUUUAAUAAAAUUUAAAUAUUUUUAGUUAAAUUAAUAUUAAUACAGUAUGACUGUAAUAAUAAUAGUAUUAAUGUAAAAUAAAAAAAAAUGAUCUAUAUACUUAUAGACAACUAUAGAUAUCUAGGAUAUAGAGAGGUAUUUAAUGUAUAUCUGUAACAUAACAAGAUUAAUUAUUGUUAAUGAAAAACGUUUCCAAGUGGAGUUCAGUUAUACAUUUUUUAAAAGGUCAUAAUAAUUUCCAUCAAAAUUUGAUAUUACAAUUUAUAUUUAAAAAAUAGUGUAUCAAAUACAACUUUUUCUCAUGGUCCACUAUGUACAACUUAUAAUGAACCUCCUGUUUAAUUUUCAAGCAUUUCUGUUUGGUUAUAGGAAUUCUAAAAUUAAAUUUGGCAAGAAGUUUAGGUGCAUUAAUGGAACCAUUUAGAAGAACUCUAGUUUGGUUUGACUGUAAGAUAAACUACUAAGUUUUAGGGGUGUAAGAUAGGUAAACAAUCAUGUGGUUUAUAUUUUAUUGUAAGGUAAAAGGAAUUAAAAAGUAAUUUACACUGAACAUGGUCAAGAUGGUAUGAGUCAGAGGAUGUAUAUGGAUUAUUGAUCCCAAAGAAUUGAGCCAUGUCAGCUAUUUGACAAGAGUGCAGUAAAGGUCUAUUAAAGAAUAAGAGUUUGAAGUUCAUGGAAAUAAUGUACAUAUAGAUAACAUGCUUAAUGUAAGAAUGAUAAUCUAAAUUAGAGGUAAGGAUGGUACCCAGAUCUUUUUUUAAUAAGACACUAUUGUGAGAGAGAGUAGUCAACAAGAAUGGGAGACUAACACCUUGUAGAAGGCAUAUUUGUUUACAUUUAAUGAUAGUCCCUGAUUAUCCAACUACAUAGUUAAGCUGUUGAGUUCGGUUUGAAAACAGAAACAAUCAUCUUCAGAAUUUAUUUGUAAAAAUAGUUUGACACCAUUGGCAAAAACCAUGGAGCAGUAACUCUUGAGUGCAUUAUUCAAACCAUUAAUUAUAAUAGGGGGAAAGAUGACCCAAUGUUAUGCUCGUAAGGGCUGAUUAAUAAUCUAGAACUUUUACAUAGAAUGUAAUUAUUAAAUAGAAUGCUGUUGUUAGGAGAUUGGGCUGAAAGCCAUAUUUUCCAUUAAUAAAAAUUGAAUUAACAGAAGACUAAAUACUACUGAUAAUCAAACACUCAAAAAGCUUAAUUAUGUUGCUUAGAAUGGAAAUAGGCCUAUAGUUUUGCAUUUUAUUUUGUUCUCCUGUUUUGUAAAUAAGGGCGACAGAUGACGUUUUUCAAUACUGAAAAAUAUGAGUUGUUAGGCAAGGGGUGAUAAGGUAAAGUAAGAUAUAGCAGUACUACAAGGAGGUUUGAAAACUAAAGAAAAAUAAGUAGAGAACAUGUUGGAAAUUUGUUCCUUCUCUGAGCAGUGCCAAUCUUCUAGGACUUAGAAUUUAAGUGCUUGAGGCUCGAAAUUCCUGAGGUAGGAGGGCUCUUGCAUAUAAAUUUCCAAAAUCACUAAGAUUACUUGAUACUAAGAUACUUGAGAUUCGGGUAUGGAGAAUAUACUCAAUUAGAUCCAAUUAGAAAACAGCCAACAGCCAAUGGGGGGACCCCAUCUUCCAUAUCUACUAAGAUGAGUAGAUUGUGUAGUAAGGGUCCCCAAAAUGGUGGAAGCUAGAUAUAUUAUCCUAUUAUCUUUUUUAAUUCUUUAAAAAAUAAAUAAAUACAUUUUAAAGAGGUAGAAUAAAAUAGAAAUUGAUGGAAGAAAAAUAUAUUAAGAGGAAAGGUCUUAAUAGAAAUUUAUUAAAGAAAUUUAUAAUUAGUUAGUAAUGAACAAUUUAUUAAUAAUAUUUUUUUUUCCUUAUUUUAGAAUGUCCAAUUUAUGUAAUUCGUUUAAUGCAUGAUCCAAACAUCAGAGUUCGUAAAAUGAGCAAUUAUUGCCUUGAUAUUAUUAAGGUACAGCAUUUAUUGUAAUUUUCUUCUCCAAAUAAAUCAAGACAUUUGUGGGAAUUAAAAAAAAAAUUGUUUUUCUUUUUUAAUACCAUAUAUGUCUAACUAAUAAAUUUUAAAAGUGUAGAGAUUAACAAGGGUUGGAUUCCAAACAAGAUAACAGGGAGUGGCGAUUUCAAAAAUUCAUAUUAAGGCAUAUAUAUAUUAUGAACUCAAUGGUGAAUCAAGGUAUAUUGAAGAGUUAAUAGGGAUCGCCCUCCCCUGCAUCGGCCACUAGAUUGACAUAUCUUUUCAGUUAUUCACUAACUAUACUAAUUUCCUUAUUACCUUUAUCUUUAUUUAAGGAAUUUGAUGAAACUUGGACAAAAAAAAUUAGAGCUGCAAAAUUCUGUUGGUUUAAUGCCUAUUGGUUAAACAUGAUGAAAGGCAAUUGUGAUAUACCAAGUAUAAAACCUAUAUAUGAACCUAGUAAUGAAAUAAAUUUGUAUAGUUAUGUACAUCAAGCUAUAUUGAUGCCUGAAGAUGGUAAUAGUUUAAUUUGUUAUCAAACAUAUUUUUUUGUAUACAAAUAUAAUUGUACUUUACAGAUUCUAUGUUUGAUAAAGAUGAUAACAUUGAGAUUUUAUCAACAAAACCACAAGAAAACAAUAACAGUAGACCUGAAAGCAGAAAUUUGGAUGAUCGGUGUGAACUACAUCUUAUUUUAUAAAUAAAUAGAAUAUAAUAUAUUAUUUUAUUUUAUUAUAUCUCACGUUAAAUUGAUUUUUAAUAGGUUUGAUUAUGAUUUAGAAGACCCAUACAAUGCAGAUCAGUAUAAUACUGAUAAUUAUGAUGAAGACAUGACCAAUAUAGGCAGUCAUAUGAUGCAAAAAUUUACAAAUAAUAUUAUUCAUUUUACAGAUUAAUUUACUACUUAUUUAUUACUAGUAAACACAUAAUCCACUUAUUUCCACAAAUUUUGUUUGAUUCAAAUAUAAAUAAACAUUCUGAAAUAUAAAAUUAAUUAAAUAAUAAUAUUAAUAAUUAUAUACAAAUUUAAUAAUUUAUCAUUAUUAAGUGAAUAGUAUUUUCUUUAAAUAGAAUCUAAUAAAGUAAUGACAUAGAUAAACCUUAGCUACUCAACUUAUAUUAGUUUUUGCAGUUCAGUUAGAUUCAACUAUAACAUGGUAUAAUAAUUAUUUAUAAAAAUGUCAAAAAUGAUUCACAGAUUAAUUAAUUUUGUUAAAUUGAGUAUUUUUAUUUAUAUAAUUAAAUUUACACCAAUAUAUUUUAUUUUUAUUUUCAAUUAAAGAAAGUAAUAAAAACAAAAAAAUAGUCAUAACUAAUUAUUAAUUUUAAAUUAUUUUUUAUAAGAUUCAAAUCAGUAUAAUUUUUUAUUCUAGAUUUUAAGUGCACCCAGGAAUAUAUUAAUUUUACCUGUGUAAUUAUUAUUAUUUUUUUUUUGUAUAUGUGUGUGUGUGUGUGUGUAUUACUAAAUUUUCUACCAGGUAUCUCUAAUCAAAAAAUGGUAAGAGCUUUAUGAAGUACUUUAGCUCUAGUUAGUACAUUAGGGAGGUUGUUUUUGAUUUCUCUUGCAGUUUCCCUAUUAAUAAGCAAAAGCUUAUAGAAAAAACAAUUUCAAUAUUGUUCAAUUCUUUUGUUGUAAUUUGGUAAAACAAUUAUUAACCAGAGAUUUUCACAAAAUACCUAUAUUGGCUGUUUUUUAGACAGUAUACAAUUGUUUAACUACUUAUGCUUUUUAAAUUUUUUUUGUGUUUUUGGCAAAACCGAUAUUUCAUUCUAUUUUGUUAGUAAUAAUAAUAAUUUUUAUAACCUGUACUACAUGCACAAUUUAUACAAAUACAAAUAAAAUUAUGUGAUGUUAAAUUUUGCUUUACAUUUUUAAAGCAUUAUUUCUGUUAUUUAAUGUUUUACUGGUAGUUUUUCUUUUCUUUUUUUCUUAAUAAAAUAAAAAACUAACAAUUUUUUUUUGAUAUUUAUUACCUUGAAUUGAAAUGUCAAAAUAGUUGUGCUUUGAAAUCAUAAUUAAAAAAAUACAUUACUAAUAAUUAUUAAAUUCUGAGCAAACUGAGGAAUUAUAUUGAUUUUACAAUGAUGUUUAUUUUUUUUCUAUACACUACCAAAAUUCUUCCAGUAAUCUUGCUCCAAUGUAUCAAAUGGAGCACUUUUUCUGAAAGGUAAUUUUAUUUUAUUUUCCAAAUAGUUUUCAUAGUAAUUGGAAAAAAUUGAGAAAUUCUAUGAUUAUUUAAAAUGAUGUUUUUUUGUUGUAAUUCAUUUAAAAAUGUUUGAAAAUUAUUAUAAAUAUAUUUUUAUUAAAUUAUUUAAUUUAUAACCAAAAUUAUUUUAUUAAUAUUUAAAUAAUAAUACAAUUUUUUUUUUUGUUAGAUACAAAAUAUGUAAACAUAAUAUAAUUUCCAAUGAACUUAAUUAUAUGUAUUCAAUUAUAAACAAC
Molecule: messenger RNA, 21036 nt
Organism: Cinara cedri
Lineage: Eukaryota; Metazoa; Arthropoda; Insecta; Hemiptera; Aphididae
Source: the annotation of a GenBank genome assembly